Molecule: messenger RNA, 798 nt
Organism: Gordionus sp. m RMFG-2023
Lineage: Eukaryota; Metazoa; Nematomorpha; Gordioida; Chordodea; Parachordodidae
Exons: 1
Coding region: 1-798 (265 amino acids)
Source: RefSeq, a predicted model, not a curated record
AUGUCAAUUUUGUUUUUCCAGAAUUUCAUAGCUGAGAGACCGACCGACGGUAAAUUCACACAGUGCUGUCAUAAAGGGAAGGUUAUCCUUACCCAAAUACCAUAUCCUCCUUAUUUAAAAAAUCUUAUAUCAAACCCUCAAGAUAAGUUACAUAAUAAUUUUAUGAAGAACAUACGUUCUUAUAAUUCAGCAGUAGCUUUUGCAUCGAUGGGCGCAAAAAUUUCGGAGCUUACAGGUAGUGGCCCUUAUUGUUUCAAAGUGCACGGCCAAAUAUAUCACCGCACAUCUAAUUUAUACCCACCUUCUAAUGCUUUGCCUACUUAUGCCCAGUUAUACGUGUUAGAUACGACACAGGCUAUAGAUAAGCGUAUACACCAUCCAGCAAAUAGUAAAUGUAAUAAAGAUAUUAUGAAGCAAUUAGAUCAGUUAAUACGACAAAUUAACCCCUAUGCUCUUAGUUUUAAGACAUUAGGUGAAGUCCAUCAAUCUGCAUUAGAAUUAGCAACUACUUCUAAUACAAAACUCCCAACCAUUAAUAUGAUCUUUAAAGGAGAUCGUUCUAGCGAUCGACGCCGUUAUAAUUUACCAUCUAUGGAUGACGUAGCUAUGAUUUUCAAUAAUGAAGAUGGAGAGCCUCCUUUCAAAAGAGAUAUUAAAGUCUAUCCUAAAUCUAAUGACAACGAUCUCAUUAUUCUUAAUGUAUUGAGCCCAAAUUUAGACCCCAUGGUUUAUCCUAUACUAUUCCCUCAUGGUGAACCUGGUUGGUCUCCUAAUAUGAUCGCUGACAAUUCUGACUAA